GCAGCUGGGAUGCAGCGUGAGGAGCCAUCCCAUGGCGCUGGCUUCCAGCUCUGGAGAGACAGCCUGGCCCUCAACCGGUGUGGAGGGAGCACUGGGUGCUGUUGGACACCCACCGUGCUGCCAGGAGAGCUGGAUGCUGUGCCCAGCGCUUGAGGGGUGCCACAUGGUGAUCAUGGAUGAGCAGGGCAGACACGUGCCAGUGCCAGCCCCAGCUCCCACUCCCGGGCUCAAGGCUGCAUCCACCCACAGUGCCAAGAGGCCAGGAGCGGGGUGAGGGGCUCCCCGGUCAGUGUGGGCUCUGCAGGUCUCCCUGCUGGCAGCCCUGGAUGAGUGGACCAGAGGCUCUGGCUGCUCUCUCAUCCUGCAGGAAUUCAGCUCCAUGGGCUGGGUGGGUUUUGUGUGUGUGUCCCCCCUCCUUCCACUCUCCCUCUUUGGAGACUUUCUGCAUUCUGCCUUUGAUCUCCCCCUGCCGUGUUUGCCCAGCCGAUCACUGGGCUCGCCGGGGUUAGAGGCUGAGGUCAGCGCCUUUCCCAUUCCAAACACCCAGAAACAUCACUGGGAAGGGAGGGGAUUCAGAUUACAACCUUCCCGUCCUCCCCUUCCACCCCACUCGCCCCGCUGAGCCGCCGGGGAGCCAGGAUGGACUGAUACCCUCUCACUGAGGGAAGAAGGACCAGGAACACCGCUGCCACCGUGUCCCUGGCACCCGCAAGCUGAGCUGCAGCAAUGGAUGGAGGUGGCCGGCAGCAUCGCUGGUGGUCCAGCAGGCCCUGAAGAGCAGAGCGAGCCAGGCCGGCGGCGUGUGGUGGCCAAGAUGCUUCCAAGUGGGAAUCUGGUCCCAGUGGGCAUCGUGCUGCUCCUGCCCGUGCUGGUGGCAGGGCUGAGUCUGCAGCCAGCCAGGAUGCAGCACCCAGGGGUCUGCCCCAACCAGCUCAACCCCAACCUGUGGGUGGACGCGCAGAGCACAUGCGAGCGUGAGUGCCGGGAGGACCAGGACUGCAAAGAGUUUGAGAAGUGCUGCACCAACGUGUGCGGGCUGCGGAGCUGCGUGGCUGCCCGCUUUGCCGAUGGCAGCGCACCCGCGCCGGCACCUGCAGCCUCAUGUGAGAGCUUUGUGUGCGCGCAGCAGGGCUCCGACUGCGACAUCUGGGACGGGCAGCCUGUGUGCAAGUGCAAGGACCGCUGCGAGAAGGAGCCCAACUUCACCUGCGCCUCCGACGGCCUCACCUACUACAACAAGUGCUACAUGGAUGCCGAGGCGUGCCUGCGCGGCACCCGCCUCACCACCGUGCCCUGCAAGCACAUCUUCACCUGGCCCGACACCAGCCCUGUGCCGCAGGAGACGACAGCUAACCCCACGCCAGGCACCGGCCCUGAGGUGCCAGUGCCCCCUGCUCUCUACAGCAACCCCUUCCACCAGUCGGUGCGCGCCGGAGGCACUGUCAGCUUCCGCUGUGACGUGAGCGGGCGCCCGCGCCCUGACAUCACCUGGGAGAAGCAGAGCGAGAGGGAGGAGAACUUCAUCAUGCGGCCGGACCAGAUGUACGGCAACGUGGUGGUCACCAACAUCGGCCAGCUCGUCAUCUACAACGCCCGCCACGAGGACGCCGGCAUCUACACGUGUACGGCCCGCAACACUGCUGGGCUGCUCCGCGCCGACUUCCCACUGUCGGUGCUGAGGCGGGAGCCGGGGGCCAUGGCACCGGCCAGCAGCCCCCAGCCCUUCCCCAGCGCCGAGUGCCUGAAGGAGCCAGACCGGCGGCGCUGCGAGGCGCUGGAGGUGCGCUGGCACUUCGACGCCAAGCAGGGCUCCUGCCUCACCUUCCGCUACGGAGGCUGCGGGGCAAACAGGAACCAUUUCGAGACGUAUGAGGAGUGCCGGGCCGCCUGCCUGGGCAGUGCCCGCCCCACCUGCCUGCUGCCCGUGGUGCAGGGCCCCUGCCAGCACUGGGAGCCACGCUGGGCGUACAACCCCCUGCUGAAGCAGUGCCACUCCUUUGUGUACGGCGGCUGCGAGGGCAACACCAACAACUUCGAGAGCAAGGAGAGCUGCGAGGACACCUGCCCCUUCCCCAAGAGCCUGCAGUGCAAGGCCUGCCGCCUGAAGAGCAAGAUGGUGCUGAGCCUCUGCCGCAGCGACUUCGCCAUCGUGGGACGCCUGAUGGAGGUCGUGGAGGACCAGGACUCCGGUAUCGCGCGCUUCGCCCUCGAGGAUGUCCUCAAGGAUGAGAAGAUGGGCCUCAAGUUCUUCAACAUCAAGUACCUGGAGGUGACCUUGACCGACAUGGACUGGAGCUGCCCCUGCCCCAACAUGACGGCGGAGGACGGGCCGCUCAUCAUCAUGGGUGAGGUGCACGACGGCAUGGCCACGCUGGACCCCAGCAGCUACGUGCGGGCGGCCAACGACAAGCGGGUGAAGAAGAUCUACGAGCUGAUGGAGAAGAAAACCUGUGACCUCCUCAACCGCUUCCAGGACUAGGGCAGAGCCGGGACAUGCUGAUAUGGGGGCUGCAGACUCACUGUGGAGGGAGAGCCCCAAACCAGUGCUUGUAUCCUGGGGUUACCACCACCACAUAGCUCCCCACAACCCCAUGCUGAGCCCCAGCUCCCACCUCCCCUGUUAUUUAUCUGCCACAUGCCCCCCACGUACCCUCCAGCCCAGCCAGCAGCAAUAAAGGAGUGGGCUGGGCUGCA
Messenger RNA from Pezoporus occidentalis (night parrot), 2694 nucleotides. It is a transcript of the gene WFIKKN1, whose product is annotated as WAP, follistatin/kazal, immunoglobulin, kunitz and netrin domain containing 1. NCBI's taxonomy places the organism in Eukaryota, Metazoa, Chordata, Aves, Psittaciformes, Psittacidae. The record is from RefSeq and is a predicted model, not a curated record. The coding region runs from base 731 to 2479 and encodes 582 amino acids. The transcript is spliced from 3 exons. Gene Ontology annotation, biological process: transforming growth factor beta receptor signaling pathway. Gene Ontology annotation, cellular component: extracellular region. Gene Ontology annotation, molecular function: receptor antagonist activity; serine-type endopeptidase inhibitor activity; transforming growth factor beta binding.